CCAGGUUUGCGUUUUUGUUAAAUGAUGGCAAAAGAUGGCGGCUAAACCACCAAAGCCGCCAGGAAAUUUUUUAAAAUGUUUACUAAAUCAACACAAUAUCAAUAAUAAAAAUCAACAACAGCAACAAAACAACGAAGACGACCACAUAGAAGGCAACAGUAGUGAACCGCAAUUUCUAACGAACUCAACAAGUUCAGCAACAGCAACUAACACCACAGAUUGUAAUUCUAAUACGACAACAAUUACCGCCAAAAAACAAAAUUGUAAUUGUAGCAAUAUAAGUAUAAUGCACUUAUUUCAUGAAAUGAAACAAGAAUUUCCCACUAUACCCGAUACGAUUGUAGCUCAAUGUGUUAAUGAAAAUUGUCAUCAACGUGAAAAUUGUAUACAAAUGUUAAGGAAUGAAUUGGAUUUGAAUCCAAUACCGGCUCAAAGUUAUCCUGCCAAAGUUUUGCAUCCACCAAAUAAUAAUAAUAAUACUAAUAAUAAUUGUAAUAACGUGACGGGACAAAAACCGCCAUUACAACAGAAACCUUUGGUUGGGCAACAGAAACCGCCAUUGAAACCCAUAAAACCCAUACGAACAGCACCAUUGCAACCACCAUCAACAAACACACCAACAACAGCAACUGUUCAACAAAGUAAUAAUAAUAAUAAUAAUAAUAAUAAUAAUAAUAAUAAUAAUAAUAAUACUAAUACAACAACAGGUAAACCAUUAGUUGGUGAAAAUCUUGAUAAUAUUGUUAAUGGUGGUUAUGUUGGCACGGGUGGUGGUGGUGAAGUUCCGGGGAAUAUAAUUGAAUCAAAUGAUAUGCCAACUAAGAUUACACCUCAAUAUAAACAAACCAUUUCAACGACAUCAAAUACCGUUAAUUCAACAACAAAUGAGGUGAAUAAUAAUUCGAAUAACGUUUGCGUUGGUAUUGAGGGAGAGUCGGUUGAGAGAAAUUUACCACGACAACGACCCACGACUCUCAAUUUAAAUUCGCAAUUGCAAAAACAACAGCAAGAACAGAGACAACGUUUAAAUGUGCAAUUACAGCAACGUUUUCAAGAACAACGAAACAGACAACAACAACCACAAAAUCCUAUAAUAACAACAAAACCUUUACGAAAAGCUCCCCUACCACCCAUUGCCCCCAAACCCUCACAAUAUCAUAUCAAUCACACUAACACUAAUAGUUUUCUAAAUGACUCUUCUUCACUCUCAUCGAAUCAUACAACGACGAGUCCACUAUCAGAAUCGGAAAUUUCUGUUAGUGUAUCAUUAUCUACACCGUCGCCUACAUCAUCGCCCAACUCAACAACAACUCACCACCAACAACAUUUGCAAACAAAAUCACCCAUUCGACAUCGUUCAGUCAUUACUUUACAACCGGAGCCGCCAUACACGCGUGAUUUUCUCUAUUCGCCUGUUUCGUUGCCAACAUCGACGACAACACCAUCAUCACCGUCCUUGGUAGCGCCUCCGUCUACAGCAAUACAAACAACUGCAACACCGUCUUCUUCAUCGGCUACCUCUUCGCCCACAGCCUCUGUAACUGGUUCGCAAAAAAGUUUUACCUCUGUUAAUCUCACUUUACGACCGCCUGUCUCACCCACGGGUGCCAAUUCUGCUCUACAACCCUCGACCAUAGAUAUAACUGCUGGUCCUGGUUUUUCCGGCGCCAGUGGUGGUGGUAAAAGUCUUCAUUAUUCCAGUACGUCAUAUGAUGCUCGUUUGGGUUAUCAGCAAAAUUUUCAAAUAACCGUCACCGAUGAAGGUGGUGUUUUCAGUGCUUGUCGUUUGCGUCCCCAACAGCAGCAGCAGCACCAACGCCUUCUAAAUCAACAACAAUUGCAACUGCAACAUCAAUUUCACAAUAAUAACGUGGUGGCUUUACAGCAAAACAUACAAAAUCAAAUACAAUCACCCAACAAUCAACAGAACGGCAUAGGAGGAGGUGUAAACACAUCAUCUGGUUUUGGCGGCAGUGGUGGUAUUUCAGGAAAUAUAAGUGGCAAUAUGUGUUUACCACCACAACAGGCGAUGGAUGGUAUGUUUUUGUUUUCAGUAUUACUUGUUUUGUUUUUAUUUAGUAUUUUAAGUAUUUUUUUUAAUUACACGGUUCAGCAAAAAUUUUAACUGCAGCCGGGAGAUAGAAACUAAGCAGA
This is a messenger RNA of Lucilia cuprina (Australian sheep blowfly), 2154 nucleotides long. Its product is annotated as myb-like protein P. NCBI's taxonomy places the organism in Eukaryota, Metazoa, Arthropoda, Insecta, Diptera, Calliphoridae. Bases 35 to 2125 code for a protein of 696 amino acids. The record is from RefSeq and is a predicted model, not a curated record. The transcript is spliced from 2 exons. Gene Ontology annotation, molecular function: ubiquitin binding.